AUACAUACUAACACUAGAUGGCGUGCUGUAGAAUAAGUGGUCAGAUAGUGACCUUAUUGGUUAGCUUCAGUAUACUUGUGUUCUACAUGAUGCUGGGGGCGUUCAUGUUCACUGCAAUAGAGCUACCGCAUGAGAGUAAAGGACAUAAUCUCUCUUUAGCUCGGCUGCAGAAAAUGACUUCAAGUUCGAGCAAAGCUAUCCAGAAACUAACUGCUCGUUUCAACUCAAGUGCUUGUGAGAGUUUGGAGGCAAUCGAGUUCUUUAAGAACCGUGACAAUGCAACCCCUCAUGACGAGGAUGAAGUGUUUUCCUGGACUUACACAAAAUCUAUGAUGUUCGCCUUUGCUACCAUCACUACUAUAGGGUAUGGCGACUCAAUACCAACCACACAUGUUGGCAAGGGAAUGGCAAUACUGUUCGCUCUGACUUGCAUCCCUCUCUACUACAUGAUGGUGAUGCUUUACGCAAGACACGGGCUAACUAUCACUAAAAGUCUGAUUGAAACUUGCACCAGUGACAUUAGAAAAGCUUUCCUGAUUCUCAAUGCAGUGUUAUUUGGACUCCUAUUUAUUGCGAUUAUGUUCUUUACCGCUGUGUACUGCUUCACUGAUAAAACUGACUUUGGGAAUUCUUUGUGGUACACAUUUGCCACUUUCACUACCAUUGGAUUUGGAGAUCACGUCCCCGACAACGCACACUCUGGACACGCAUUCUACUUUAUUGUCUUUGUUACACUUGUUCACAUAUUGAUUGGAAUGAUCGUACUCUCUUGGAAGAGCUCCUUCUUGAAGUUACACCGCACAGUGGAGAGGUACAGCUCUACUGUAUUUGGACUCUGCUGCCAUGUCUCUCUUAAUAGUUCACUGCUUGUGGAGGUUGGAAUGACUCGUUUACCAGAGGAGCCUGUAGACGCAGAGAUGGAGGCUGUCCAGUUCGACCCUAAUGAUAACGAGGACGAGGACGUCUUUAAUGAGGAACUAGGCAAAGAUUACUGGUCUGCUCCUGAGGUACUUGUAUUUUUGGAUACAUUCCUUUCGUGGUUAAAAGAAAAGGUAAACAAAGAUUCAGUGCGAAAUAAAGAAGAAGUGUGGCUAAAAGAGGAGAUGAGUGGAGAUGAAGGAGCAAUGUACACCUUGAUUUACUCAGGAGAUGGAAAUAUCCGACUGGAAAAAGAUGAGCACCCAGAGUUAAAGAAAAUAGUUACCGAGAGAUACUGUCUAUAA
Molecule: messenger RNA, 1223 nt
Organism: Bolinopsis microptera
Lineage: Eukaryota; Metazoa; Ctenophora; Tentaculata; Lobata; Bolinopsidae
Product: potassium channel subfamily K member 1-like
Exons: 10
Coding region: 18-1223 (401 amino acids)
Biological process (GO): stabilization of membrane potential; potassium ion transmembrane transport
Cellular component (GO): plasma membrane
Molecular function (GO): potassium ion leak channel activity; outward rectifier potassium channel activity
Source: RefSeq, a predicted model, not a curated record